Molecule: messenger RNA, 1017 nt
Organism: Ictalurus furcatus (blue catfish)
Lineage: Eukaryota; Metazoa; Chordata; Actinopteri; Siluriformes; Ictaluridae
Product: gamma-crystallin M2-like
Exons: 3
Coding region: 1-540 (179 amino acids)
Biological process (GO): lens development in camera-type eye; visual perception
Molecular function (GO): structural constituent of eye lens
Source: RefSeq, a predicted model, not a curated record
AUGACUAUGGGCAAGGUUAUCUUCUACGAGGACAGGAACUUCAUGGGGCGCUCCUAUGAGUGCACCGGUGAUUGUUCCGAUAUGCACUCUUACAUGAGCCGCUGCCACUCCUGCAGGGUGGAGAGCGGCUGCUGGAUGGUCUACGACCGCACCAACUUCAUGGGAAACCAGUAUUUCAUGAGGAGGGGCGAGUACGCUGACUACAUGAACAUGUGGGGCUGGGGAAACAACUGCAUCAGGUCCUGCCGCAUGAUCCCUAUGCACAGAGGAUCCUACAGAAUGAGGAUCUACGAGAGGGAUAACUUCAUGGGUCAGAUGUAUGAGAUGACGGACGACUGCGAUUCCUUCAUGGAUCGUUACCACUGGUCCAACGGCUGCAUGUCCUGCCAUGUGAUGGACGGCCACUGGCUCAUGUACGAGUAUCCCCACUACAGAGGCAGGAUGUGGUACUUCAGGCCUGGAGAGUACAGGAACUUCAGAGACUAUGGUGGCAUGAGGUUCAUGAGCAUGAGGCGCAUCAUGGACUCCUGGUAUAACUGAGCUAAAGUGUCAAUAAACACAUUUUGAAUAAAAUCCAGCCAAUCAGUGAAUUGUAUCAUUUCUCUCCCACUAAAGACAGUUUUAACUUUUUUUUUUCCUUUAAACCACAUUAAUUGGUCUUAGAUCAGGAAAUGGAAUAUAAUUUGAUAAGAAGUGUGCACUUCAUUAGGCAGCUAAAAUGAAAUGUAAACAUUCAUCAAAAUUCAUUCAAUUAAUCUGAAAAAUGUAUCUCAAAUUAAAACAUUUACUAAAACAUUUGUUUCCAGACCAUUUCUUUUGUCUCAGCUGCAGUAGCUGCGUGACAUGUUAAACAUUAGCUGGCUAACUCACCGAUGUUCCUCUCUAAUUGUUCAUUUAAAAGUCAUUUCCUGAACUUAACAAAAUCAGCAAUAAUUAUUACUUAAGAACUUUAUAAAGCAUAUAUAACAUACACAUCACUGAAAAAUGACCGCAGCAUUAACUAUUGUGUAAUUCUUU